AUGCACUGUAUAUACAAUUCUACUGUAUUAACUUGAUAAUAUCACAGAAUUUCUAAACACCAGGACCAACAUCGCAAUACUUCCGGGAAAGCUUUGCGAAGCAGACUCGACCGACCAGACAUGGGUUUGGGGUCUGCAAGUCAAUGGGAGAAGUGAAAAAUUCUUCCAUAGUUGUUAAUUUUCCUUAAAUAUAAAGGCACAACCUAGAUUCAAGCCAAUGUCUGAAGUAGCUGAACAUGUUAUUACUCCAACGUUGUGAAAGUGACAAACUGACACAUUUUCAUUUUCAUCAAAAACAACUUAAAGUCGAAGGAGUGCCUUUUGAUUUGAUUGCCUGCACAUGUGCAGUUCGGCACGAGACUACCGUUAGACCUGAUGACAUGUUUCUGCGCAUGAGCUUAGCUAACCAACGUCGCCAUGACAUCGCCUACAAGCAUUUCUAUUGGAGAAGCAGUUAUCUUCAUACUGUACUGUCUUUGAUAAUAUUAAGUUCGUUUGAGAUUGUUCACUGUGUUCAGUCUGAGGUGUGUCUGUCUGUGUGUGUGUGUGCUAUGUGCAUGUGUUCGUGUGUGUGUGUGACUCCACAGAAGGGUCAGGGUGUGAUCGACAGGGAGGACCUGCAGGACGUGUGUCAUCAGUUUAACCUGGACCUGAGUGGGCCGGUGCUGGAUGACUUGAUGGAGUACUGUGACAUGGACAAAGAUGGACUCAUCAACUUUCAGGAGUUCGCCAACUUCCUCAACUGGAAGGACAAAAUGCCCAUCAGUAAAGUGGAGCAGCGUAUUCUGACCAGUGAGUGUAAGAUCAGCACAGCCCCAGAUAACAUGCAGAGAGAGGCUCUCCCUGUGAGACCUGCAGCCUCAGAGGCUUUGGCCAGACCGGAGGACCGGGAACCUGCAGAGACUAUCGUAUGUACGGGACUCCCACAGUGCGCGUCAGCGACAGCACUAACUACGGUGACCAGACCACAGCCUUUGACCUCCUGUUUCCUACGCUGUACUCCCUAAGGGGAGUCCACAUGGAGCACUUCUUCUGUCCCCGCACCUAAGAAUCACUGACAUAUUCCGAAAUGUGGGCGCAAGUAUUUCCGAGGAGACAUUUGUGGAGGCGUGGAAGCUGGCAUCCAUGAGACACCCCACUGGGGACAUGUGUGUGGAGAUUUUCCGGGACGUUCUAAAGGAAAUUCAAGCUAAUUAAAUCUGAAUAGUAUCUUUUACCUCCUCAGUAUCUAUUCCGUGAAAGAAUGUACUUCAAGUAUUCCAUAUACAACACAAGUGUUAUACUUCUUUUUUGUCUUUGAGACUAACUAUUAAUUGUCAUAAUAACGGUCAUUCAAAUUAUUUUCGAUUGUGGACUGUAAUGUAUUUUCUUAGGUUGAGAGCAAUAAGCUGUUUCUAGAAUAAGUAAUACCUUUUUGUCUGCUGCUAACUAAAUGCUUACCCUUCCUUCAUGUGAUAAUAUACAGUAUCUACUCCUGAAAACUAAGUAAAUACUGAGAAUUAUGAGUACCA
Molecule: messenger RNA, 1511 nt
Organism: Salvelinus namaycush (lake trout)
Lineage: Eukaryota; Metazoa; Chordata; Actinopteri; Salmoniformes; Salmonidae
Exons: 4
Coding region: 237-1007 (256 amino acids)
Molecular function (GO): calcium ion binding
Source: RefSeq, a predicted model, not a curated record